AUGGGAGGCGGAGACCUGAACCUGAAGAAGAGCUGGCACCCGCAGACCCUCCGCAAUGUGGAGAAAGUGUGGAAGGCUGAGCAGAAGCAUGAGGCGGAGCGGAAGAAGAUUGAGGAGCUGCAGCGGGAGCUGCGGGAGGAGAGGGCCAGGGAGGAGAUGCAGCGCUACGCCGAGGAUGUGGGCGCUGUCAAGAAAAAGGAAGAAAAACUGGACUGGAUGUACCAGGGUCCCGGGGGGCUGGUGAACCGUGACGAGUACUUGCUGGGGCGCCCCAUCGACAAAUACGUUUUUGAGAAGAUGGAGGAGAAGGAGGCAGGCUGCUCUUCGGAGACAGGACUCCUCCCAGGCUCUAUCUUUGCCCCAUCGGGUGCCAAUUCCCUCCUCGACAUGGCCAGCAAGAUCCGGGAGGACCCGCUCUUCCUCAUCAGGAAGAAGGAGGAAGAGAAAAAAAGAGAGGUAUUGAAUAAUCCUGUGAAAAUGAAGAAAAUCAAAGAAUUGUUGCAAAUGAGUUUGGAAAAAAAGGAGAAGAAGAAAAAGAAGGAGAAGAAGAAGAAGCACAAGAAACAUAAGCACAGAAGCUCCAGCAGUGAUCGCUGCAGCAGCGAGGAUGAGCGCAGCUGCGGGAGAUCUCAAAAGAAGAUGGCAAAUUCUUCCUCUGUUUUAUCCAAAGUUCCUGGGUAUGGUUUACAGAUCAGGGACUCCGACCAUAGCCAGCGUCUUCAGGGCCCUUUGAAGGCUGAGCCAAAAGGAGUGCAUGGGUGGAAGAAUCAUUCCAGGCCCAGGAGCUCCUCCCCCUCGCCCCCCAGACCUGCCAGCAAGAAGAACACCGGAGAAGGAGGGUCCCGGGACAGGAGGUCUCCAUCCCCGGGCAGAAGGUCCCGGUCCCCAAGGCCAAGCAGAGCACACAACUCUAAGGUGAGCAGGAGAGAGAGAGGCCGAACCAGGAGCCCAUCACCUAAAAAAGAGGCUUACCAGCGGCGGCACGCUCCUGGAUACACCAGAAAGCUCUCAUCAGAGGAACUUGAGCGAAAACGGCAAGAAAUGAUGGAAAAUGCCAAGUGGCGGGAGGAAGAGAGGCUCAACAUCCUUAAGAAGCACGCUAAGGAUGAGGAAAGGGAGCAGAGGCUGGAGAAGCUGGACUCUCGGGACGGGAAGUUUAUCCAGCGCAUGAAGCUAGAGAGUGCGUCCACCUCCUCCCUGGAGGACCGGGUGAAGCGGAAUAUCUAUUCUUUGCAGAGGACCUCAGUGGCCCUGGAGAAGAACUUUAUGAAAAGAUGA
Pipistrellus nathusii (Nathusius's pipistrelle) is the source of this 1278-nucleotide messenger RNA. Lineage: Eukaryota; Metazoa; Chordata; Mammalia; Chiroptera; Vespertilionidae. The record is from the annotation of a GenBank genome assembly.